AUGUUCCUAACUUUAUAUCUCGUGAUAGCCACUUUGCUCCAUCUGAGCUGUCCAGCUUUCUCAAUAUCCGCACCCGAUUUCCAGUCUGGUAGUAACGAAGCACAUCUUGUCAAUUGCUUGACUAGAAAAAAUGUUCCCACUGCUUAUAACACCUCAGUCCAGUGGUUGGAGCUAGCGAAAUCUUUCAACGUCGCCCAAGUCUAUAAUCCCGUCGCCAUAACACUUCCAACAACAACCCAAGAAGUUUCUGACUCAGUCAGCUGUGCGGCUAGUAUCGGAAUCAAAGUGCAAGCCAGGUCAGGCGGCCAUUCUUACGCCAGUUACUCCACCGGAGGGAAAAAUGGCUCUUUGAUUGUGGAUCUACGAAUGUUCCAUACAAUAUCAGUUAAUGAUAUAUUUGGCUCUAAUAUUGUUUCAGCGACCGGUGUAGCUUCUGUUGGCGGAGGCGUCAGACUCGGAAAUCUUGAUCUCAGCCUGUAUGCCCAGGGUAAGCGGGCGCUACCACAUGGAACAUGUCCAGACGUUGGUAUCGGCGGACACUUCACCCAUGGCGGGUAUGGUUAUGUUUCCCGAGCCUGGGGUUUGGCAAUGGAUACCAUUAUUGGUCUCGAUGUUGUGUUGGCCAACGGAAGUUUGAUCCACGCGAGUGCGUCGACUUAUCCCGAUAUCUACUUUGCUUUACGAGGAGCCGCUGAUAGUUUCGGUAUUAUCACCACAUUUUAUCUCCAAACUUUGGCGGCACCGAAGAAGAUAGUGGUUUUCUCUGUGAGCAUGCCGGCAGUAUUGAAGUCCUCUUCUGAAGCUGCACACGGGUUCUUGAGAUUGCAAGAAUUUGCGCUCACUUCGCCACACAUGACUCGCAACUUAACAUUUGGCAUCGUUAUUGAGGGUGGAAAAGAAUUCACCUUGAAAGGAUGGUAUCUGGGUUAUGAAUCCUAUUUCAGGAACACGAUGUUGCCUGUUAUUACGGAGACUUUCCCUGGGCCGUUUGAAGCCACCAUCAGUUCCAGGACAUGGCUUGAAAGCCUUGCAAAUGAAACUGAUAAGCCAUUGGAACAGCCAUUGACCGACUAUCGUGACCAUGGAUUGUUUUAUGCCAAGUCAAUCGUGACACGGGAAGCCUAUCCAUUAACUUUCAAAGCCUUGAUGAGUUUCUUUGGUUUCAUUAUCGCAGAAUGCAACGCCUCAUGUCCAACCAACUGGCGUUCAAUCAUCAAUCUAUAUGGCGGUCGCGACAGUCAGAUAAACGCUGUGCCUACAUUUGCCUCCGGGUACUCAGGCCGUAAUGAUCUUUGGGUCAUUCAGAAUUUCUUCUCGUUGGAAGGUCAAAACCGCAGUAAAGUAAUCGAUUUUGCUAGUAAACUUACUCGGACGAUUCCCGAGGCGCAGCCAGAGGGACAAUUCGGCGCUUCUUUAAGUUACGUCGAUCCGAUGCUGAGUUGGCAAGAAGCCGCUGUCCUGUAUUAUGGUCCAGAACUUUAUCAUUGGUUGGCUGCCCUUAAGAGAAAGGUCGAUCCGCGCGCAGUGUUUUGGAACCCUCAGGCUGUCCAUGCUGUUGAUAUCUAUGGAGUUCCUUUGGAAGGAUAA
Messenger RNA from Penicillium canariense, 1587 nucleotides. RefSeq names its product FAD-binding oxidoreductase. The coding region runs from base 1 to 1587 and encodes 528 amino acids. Gene Ontology annotation, molecular function: oxidoreductase activity; FAD binding. The record is from RefSeq and is a predicted model, not a curated record. The transcript is spliced from 3 exons. NCBI's taxonomy places the organism in Eukaryota, Fungi, Ascomycota, Eurotiomycetes, Eurotiales, Aspergillaceae.